AUGGAGAGAACAAAGUCGAGAAAGCCUCAUGCCAUGAUGAUACCAUACCCACUUCAAGGCCAUGUCAUACCUUUUGUCCACUUAGCCAUCAAACUCGCUUCUCAUGGCUUCACCAUCACUUUCGUUAACACCGAAUCCAUCCACCACCACAUCUCCACCGCACACAACGGUGACGCCGGAGACAUCUUCUCCACCUCCCGGACCUCCGGCCAGCUCGACAUACGUUACGUCACCGUGACCGACGGCUUUCCUUUGAGUUUUGACCGGUCGCUUAACCAUGACCAAUUCUUCGAAGGCAUUCUCCACGUCUUCCCUGCCCACGUCGAUGAUCUCAUCGCCAAACUCUCCCGCCGGAAUGAUGAUCCUCCGGUGACUUGCUUGAUCGCCGACACUUUUUACGUUUGGUCAUCUAUGAUUUGCGAGAAGCACAACCUCGUCAAUGUCUCCUUUUGGACCGAACCUGCUUUGGUCCUCAAUCUCUACUAUCACAUGGAUCUCCUCAUAUCCAACGGUCAUUUCAAAUCUCUUGAUAAUCGUGAAGACGUGAUAGAUUACGUACCAGGGGUUAAAGCAAUAGACCCAAAAGACUUGAUGUCAUAUCUCCAAGCGAGCGAGAGAGACGUAGACACAAACACAGUGGUCUACAGAAUACUAUCCAAGGCCUUCAAAGACGUCAAGAAAGCUGACUUCGUCUUAUGCAACACGGUACAAGAACUCGAACCAGACUCUCUCUCGGCUCUACAAGGCAAACAACCGGUUUACGCUAUCGGUCCGGUUUUCUCAACCCAGUCGAUCGUCCCCACGAGCCUGUGGGCUGAGUCAGAUUGUACCGAGUGGCUCAAGGGUCGUCCCACCGGGUCAGUCCUCUACGUCUCGUUUGGUAGCUAUGCGCAUGUUGGUAAGAAGGAGAUCGUUGAGAUAGCCCAUGGGCUUUUGCUAAGUAGGCUUAGUUUCAUUUGGGUUUUACGUCCGGAUAUAGUUGGUUCUGACGUACCGGAUUUUCUUCCGGCCGGGUUUAUGGACCGGAUUAAAGGUCAAGGCCUUGUGGUACAGUGGUGUUGUCAAAUGGAAGUAAUCUCAAACCAAGCCAUUGGAGGGUUUUUGACACAUUGUGGAUGGAAUUCGAUUCUAGAGAGUGUUUGGUGCGGUUUACCGUUGCUGUGUUAUCCGCUUUUGACCGAUCAGUUCACUAACCGGAAACUUGUGGUCGAUGACUGGCGUAUUGGGAUUAACCUUUGCGAGAGACAGAUGGACACAACAAGGGACGAAGUCUCGGUGAAUGUUAGAAAGUUGAUGAACGGAGAAACUUCGAGUGAGCUGAGAAGUAACGUUGAGAAGGUUAAAUGUCAUCUAAAAGAUGCGAUUACAACGGUUGGUUCUUCAGAGACGAAUUUUAACUCGUUCCUUGGUUUGGUCCGGGACAAAAUAGCAACUAAAUUGUGUAACGUAAAUGGGAUAGAAAUAAGUUGA
Molecule: messenger RNA, 1470 nt
Organism: Microthlaspi erraticum
Lineage: Eukaryota; Viridiplantae; Streptophyta; Magnoliopsida; Brassicales; Brassicaceae
Source: the annotation of a GenBank genome assembly